UUGCACGUCAGCACCGAAUCCUCCCGACGGACUCCCGGCACCGCAACCGCUGUUCGCCUGUUCCUCUCUCUUCCGCCGGUUCCACGUCACGCGCGCACCAGAGCCGCGGCAGGAUUCCCCGGCCGAAGGCGCAGGCCGCGCGCCUCGACCAUUCGGCUCCUCCCCAACGCCACACGGGCCUCCGCCCUCUCCCUCUCCCUCCCCCUCCCCCUCCCCCGCUGGCGGCGGAUGGCCUCCUCCUCCGCCUCGCCGGCGCCGGCGCCGGCCGGGGAGUCCCUACGGCAGAAACGCAUCCUCUCCAGCAAGCUCUACCUCGAAGUCCCCUCGUCCAAGGCACCGGUGGUCUACUCGCCGGCCUACGACAUCUCCUUCCUCGGCCUCGAGAAGCUCGUCCGGGCGACCCCUUUGUGCAGGCACCCGUUUGAUUCCGCCAAAUGGGGGCGCAUCUGCAGGUACCUCACCAGGGAAGGGCACCUGGAGAAGAAACAGGUCGUGGAGCCAUUGGAAGCCUGCAAGGAGGAUUUGCUAGUGGUUCACACGGAGGCGUAUCUUAACAGCCUCAAAUGCAGCUUCAGAGUCGCCUCCAUUGUGGAGGUCCCUCCUGUGUCGCUUGUCCCUAAUUGGAUCGUGCAGAAAAAGCUACUAUACCCAUUCCGGAAGCAGGUUGGUGGGUCCAUUUUGUCAGCGAAACUUGCACUCGAGAGAGGAUGGGCUAUUAAUGUUGGUGGAGGAUUUCACCAUUGUUCGGCAGAGGAAGGAGGUGGAUUUUGUGCGUACGCUGACAUCUCUCUGUGCAUCCAGUUUGCUUUUGUCCGUCUAAAUAUUUCACGUUUAUUGAUCAUAGAUCUGGAUGCUCACCAAGGAAAUGGACAUGAAAAAGAUUUUGCUAAUGAUGGAAGGGUUUACAUUUUGGACAUGUACAAUGCUGGAAUUUAUCCCUUUGAUUUCACUGCUAAGCAAUACAUCGAUCAAAAAGUUGAAUUAGCUAGCGGGACAAAAACAGAUGAAUACUUGGAGCUACUUGAUAAGGCUCUCGAGGUCUGCAAAAGUAGGUUUCAACCCCAGUUGAUUGUUUACAAUGCUGGAACAGACAUCCUUGAUGGUGAUCCAUUGGGCAGAUUGAAGAUAAGUCCUGAGGGUGUAAUUACCAGAGAUGAGAAGGUGUUUAGAUUUGCGAAAGAUCAAAACAUUCCACUGCUCAUGCUGACGUCAGGAGGCUACAUGAAGUCAAGUGCUCGAGUAAUCGCCGAUUCGAUCAUCAAUCUCGCCAAUAAAAACUUGAUAGAACUAGGCAGCCAGUUGGGUUGAGAAAGAAUAUGUUACUGGUGUUUAUCCUAAAGCACACAUCUCCUGUAUGUAUAUGACCUCUGAAUAGAAGUGUAUAGUACUUUUAUUUUUGUGGAAAACAUAUAAGCCACAGAAAAGUUUUGUACAUAGCACGGGGCCUUCUUAAAUCUUGACUAUGUGAAUUCAGAUACUCAAUGCAUAUAAAGAAUUUCAGAAAAAGAAGACUACUAUCAGUUUGGCACAGAUCA
Messenger RNA from Setaria italica (foxtail millet), 1535 nucleotides. Its product is annotated as histone deacetylase 2. The record is from RefSeq and is a predicted model, not a curated record. Gene Ontology annotation, molecular function: histone deacetylase activity. Lineage: Eukaryota; Viridiplantae; Streptophyta; Magnoliopsida; Poales; Poaceae. The transcript has 13 exons. The coding region runs from base 229 to 1308 and encodes 359 amino acids.